Messenger RNA from Racocetra fulgida, 415 nucleotides. NCBI's taxonomy places the organism in Eukaryota, Fungi, Glomeromycota, Glomeromycetes, Diversisporales, Gigasporaceae. The record is from the annotation of a GenBank genome assembly.
CUCAAAUGCCCACCGGGAUUACGAAUUACGAUUAAACCAAGCUUUGCAAGAGGCUCCCGAUUCUAAAAAGUUGUUAGUUUUACAAAGGGAAUGGGAAAAUGGCGAAUAUGAAGACGACUGGGAACGUUAUAAAGAUUUUAAAAAUGAUAUAAAAGUCAAUAAACAAAGGAACGCAACUAGUGACAAUGAUCGUGAAGGCAAUAAUUCCAAUAUUUCUCAGGAAAAAACUGAAAGUACGACUGUCAAUAAUAAUGAAUUGGCGCUUCAAGUAGCAUCGCGGAUUACUACGUUGAAAAUGAAUAAUGAACUGGAAGCGUAUGCUAAGGAGACCAUUCGUGAUGAUGGAAAAAGAUGGACUGUAUGUGAAACCGAUAUACGUGACGUGUUAACGAAAUGGAAGCAAGAAAAGGCUUAA